AGAGUGGGGUGUGGUAAUCAAUGUUUAAAACCAACAGCCCAUCCCUCUCUUCCUCACUCCCUCUCUCUCUCUUUCUCUGACUGUCCAACUCCUCGCACAACUUCGUCACCAUGUCACAGGUCCAGCAGGGUAUGGCAUUGCUCAUCUCAGCCUUCCACAAGUACUCUGGCAAGGAGGGCGACAAGACGACCCUGAGCAAGGGAGAACUCAAAGAUCUGCUCAACGCUGAGCUUGGAGAGAUCAUGGGGAAAAACACUGACCAGGCAAAGGUUGACAAGAUCUUCAAAGAUCUGGACGCUAACUCAGAUGGCAUUGUGGACUUCCAGGAGUACGUCACACUGGUGGCAUGCCUGACCAUGAUGUGCAAUGAGUUCUUCACCAAGAAGUGAAACAGCUCCCCCUGCCCACUCUCCACAGAACAGCAGCUCUUGCUCCAUGAGUGAAUUCAUGAUAAGAUUAGCAAGAUCCUCAAUGCAGGUUCAGAGGGACAGAGAUGCAGGUUUACACACAUACACAAAAAAAGGGUUGGGUUGAUUAUACACACAGACAGGUGAAGGACACAGACACUACAAUCUCAAGAGAUGGAGAGGAAGCUCUUUUUACUUAACUAGGCAAGUCAGUUAAGAACAAAUUCUUAUUUUCAAUGACAGGGUAGGAACAGUGGGUUAACUGCCUGUUCAGGGGCAGAAUGACAUAUUUGUACCUUGUCAGCUCGGGGAUUUGAACUUGCAACCUUUCGGUUACUAGUCCAACUCGCUAACCACUAGGCUACCUUGCCGCCUUUGGUUUGUUUAAAGUGAAAAACGAAAUAAACAAUUUUAAUAUG
Messenger RNA from Oncorhynchus nerka (sockeye salmon), 826 nucleotides. RefSeq names its product ictacalcin-like. Gene Ontology annotation, cellular component: cytoplasm. Lineage: Eukaryota; Metazoa; Chordata; Actinopteri; Salmoniformes; Salmonidae. The record is from RefSeq and is a predicted model, not a curated record. The transcript is spliced from 3 exons. Bases 111 to 389 code for a protein of 92 amino acids. Gene Ontology annotation, molecular function: transition metal ion binding; calcium-dependent protein binding; calcium ion binding.